AUGAAGGAUGAUAAGAUGGAUGGAGAGGAGGAGAAGAUAAUGCAAGUAAGAGUACUGUUCAGGGUGCCUGAUCAGGGUGACCCAUACUGUACUGUACUGGACCAAUACCUCUCGGACAGGGCCUUACUGCUGAGUGACCAUCGCAAGGAUACAGAUGGUGGAGAGUCAGAAGGUGGUGAUUCCCAAGUGAAGGACUGUCCUUCUCCCAAGAGCUGCAAGAGCCCUUCGGCACAUGCACCUUGUUCUCCGGCAGCCCAGGCUGUGUCUCGGCCAUCAAAGGAUGAAGAUGAAUCACAGACUUGUGGUCCUGCUCAGCCUCAGGCACUGUCCGUCCAGCCGUCCAGCGCUAAGACUCCCAGCUCAAAACCAGCUGCUCUGACGCCCAGCAAGCUCCACUGCGGGCCCUCGGGCGCCUCUCAGAGUCACUACGCGGGACCUUCGCUCAUGCACUCUCCCAAAGCGCAACCCCAAGGAUCACCUUUCCGUGGCCAGCGAGCCUUUCUGACAGCUCAGCCUCAGAACCAGCCUCAACCCCAAGCUACGUCUGGUCCAGCCACUUUCCCUCAGUAUAACCCUCAAAAUGCCCCUCCACCUCCGCCCCCUCCUCCUCCAGCUCCACCUACAUCUGCUCCUUACUUCCCCACCCAGGCUACUGCUGCUGCUGCACCCUUCCCUGCAUUCAAGCCCACCGUGGCCUCGCCCUUUCCUCCUGGUUCCCAGCCUCUACUUCAGCCCCAUCAUGCACUGCAUUACCAAAGCAGUGCCGCCCCUCCUCCUCCACCUCCUCCUCCUCACCCGCAGCCUGGCCCGACCUUACUGCAUGUCAAUCUGCAACCUUCUUCACUGCAGCAGCAUCAGCUCCUGCUGAGCUCUGCCCCACCUCCGCCUCCUCCUCUCCACUCCUCAGACACAGAGUUCCCAGCAGCCCCCGCCUAA
Danio aesculapii is the source of this 936-nucleotide messenger RNA. RefSeq lists its product as uncharacterized. Lineage: Eukaryota; Metazoa; Chordata; Actinopteri; Cypriniformes; Danionidae. The transcript is spliced from 4 exons. Bases 1 to 936 code for a protein of 311 amino acids. The record is from RefSeq and is a predicted model, not a curated record.